Umbelopsis ramanniana AG is the source of this 1366-nucleotide messenger RNA. RefSeq lists its product as uncharacterized. The record is from RefSeq and is a predicted model, not a curated record. The coding region runs from base 258 to 1229 and encodes 323 amino acids. Lineage: Eukaryota; Fungi; Mucoromycota; Umbelopsidomycetes; Umbelopsidales; Umbelopsidaceae. The transcript has a single exon.
UAAAACCAAUAUUUGUUUGAUUCUUGGCUUGUUGAAUAACCUUUGCUUGCGAAGCCACCGAAUGAAACAAAAUUCCUGGUAUUUUUGGCAUAAACUAACCGUUAUUUUAAAAAAAAAUCUAUUGUUGAGAUUGGACGAAUAUGGAAAGGCACAGUUGCCCACGUCGGAGCUUGGCUUGGCGAAAAUAAACCUGAGCCUCCCAUUUAAAUAGGCGAGUGGCAACACCCUUUCGCCUUUCAAUAUCUCUUCUUUUACAAAUGUCACACACUCCCGGUCAAGAGACGCACGAUUAUGAUGCUUAUGCUGGUCAAUAUCCUCCACCUAAUACUCAGUACCCAGCUACGAGCAACAUAGAAGCUCCUACAACACAGUACUAUCCAGUUUACCCUCCUGAUCAAGGUCAACCGCAAGCAUAUCCCGCAUACCCUCCUCACGAACACACUGCAACCCCACAAAAUUACGCUGAUUACCAGGAUCAGUUCUACCCUCAAAAUUACUCGAACAACACUUCCUGGCCUGCCGGCCCACACUCUACUCCACAGCCACAGGUUUACCAUACACCGCCGCCCCCACCUCAGGGGCCCACGCCCAAUAAUCAGUCUUACCCUAAUAUUCAUAGUGGCUAUGACGACCCACACUCCGUUCCACUAGGUGGUUACCGAGAACCAGAUCAUGAAGCUUAUAACGGGAGACAAGAUCCUGAAUCUACUGCUUUACUAUCUGCUGCCAAUAACCGACGACCCAGCGCCAAACCCGAGCCUAUGCAAGAAGAAGUGGAGUACGAGGAUGUAGACGUAGAAUUACAAGAACCCACUCACUUGGUAGCGCCAGUGUCGUACAAUCGCCCGGAUAGAGAUGGCUUCUUACCCGGUGAGCGACGACGAGGAGCAAAACCUACCUCCCAAGGUGCAAAUGACCCAGCUACUUAUUUACCGAAGCCUUACACCGAACCCAGCAAAGGAUUGUGCUAUGGUAUGACUUGCUGCAGGAUGUUCUGCUUAUUGAUAUCAGUCGCAUUCGUUGCUGGAGGUGUGGCAUUAAUGAUUUAUUCUAAAGUCGCCAAAGGCAAUUGCGACCAAGCACUCAGCGGUGUCAAGCAAGCUGCUCAGCCGUUAUGUGAUACCGUUCUGUAUGAUGCGCUAUUCUAUGGUGGUAUCGCCGUCACCGUCUUGGCCGGCAUCGGAGCACUAUGGCAAUUGAUGAUGUGUUUGUGUGCUCGAUCACGUUAAAUGGUCGACAAUGAUUUUUUUUCUUUUGCAUAUACCAUUAUAUAGCCCAUCGUCAUUACGAUUAAAUUGUAAAUAUUAGUUUGCUCGCUAGUCAUAGAUCAAUCAAACAUCCUUUGAAACAUCACAUCCCUUUCCCC